AUGUGCGGCAUCUUCGGCGUCGUCGCCCUGACGGGCGACCCGCUCGCGAACCGCAAGAGGGUGUACAACCUCGCGAAGCGCUUGCGUCACCGCGGACCUGACUCGUACGGCAUGGACAUCGCGAUGGGCGUCCCCGGCGCCCCCGCGGAUGCGCAGACGUACCUCGUGCACAAGCGGCUCUCCAUCGUCGCGCCCGGUCCGGACGGCGACCAGCCUCUGUUUACGGCCGCGGACAAGAAGAUCGCGUUCAUCGCGAACGGGGAGAUCUACAACCACGCGGAGCUGCGCGAGAAGUACGGCAUCGUCUCCGCGAACAAGUCGGACUGCCAGGUGAUCGGACACCUGUACGAGAAGAUGGGGCCGGAGUUUGUUCGAGAGCUCGACGGGAUGUUCGCGUACGUCAUCGAGGACAGGCACACCGGACGCGUCGUCGCGGGGAGGGAUCACAUGGGGAAGAUCCCGUGCUACAUCGCGUACGGCAAGGACGGCUCGGUGUGGUUUUCGAGCGAGAUGAAGACGCUCGUGGACGACCCCGGGAUCGAAAAGUACGAAAUUUUCCCCCCCGGGCACUACUACGUCCGCGAGCCCGGCGAGAGGGAGGGCAAGAUGACGCGGUGGUACGACCCCCAAUGGGUCACGGACCCGGAGUACAUCCCCACGCGCGACGCGGACUUGACCGAGCUCAGAGAGACGGUCGUGGACGCGGUCAAGAAGCGUCUCAUGGCGGACGUCCCGUACGCCGUUUUGCUCUCCGGCGGCUUGGACUCGUCACUCAUCACCUCCAUCGCCGUCCGACACAAGAAGGAAGCCACCAACACGUUCGGCAGCGACGAGCCCGUGCACUCGUUCAGCAUCGGCAUCAAGGGCGCGCCGGACCUCGUCGCCGCGCGCGCGGUCGCGGAGCAGCUCGGCACGGUGCAUCACGAGGUGCACUUCACGCCGGAGGAGGCGCUCGACGCGCUCCCGGACAUCGUCUAUCAUCUCGAGACGUUCGAGCAGGUUCGCGCGUCCGUGCCGAUGUAUCUGCUGUGCCGGCACAUCAAGUCGCUCGGGUUUAAGAUGGUCCUCAGCGGCGAAGGCGCGGACGAGCUGUUCGGGGGGUACCUGUACUUUCACAAGGCGCCCGACGCGGCGGAGUUUCACCGAGAGUGCGUUCGGAAGACGACGCGGCUGCAUCAGUGGGACGUCCUGCGCGCGAACAAGUCCACGAUGGCGUGGGGCAUCGAGGUCCGCACGCCUCUGCUGUCGCAGCAAGUGUGCGACUACGCGAUGAACACGAACCCGGAGCAGAAAGUCAUCGACAUGAGCGCGAAGGACGAAGAAGGUAACCCGCGCAUGGAGAAGUAUUUGCUGCGCAAGGCGUUCGACACGCCCGACGCGCCGUACCUUCCCAAGAGCGUCCUGUGGCGCCAGAAGGAGCAGUUCAGCGACGGCGUCGGGUAUGACUGGGUGGACGGCUUGGCGAAGUACGCGGACGCGGUCGUGUCCGACGAAGAUUUCGCGAACGCGGCGACGCGGUUCCCCCUGAGCCCGCCGCUCUCGAAGGAGUACUACCUCCUACGAUCGAUCUUCGAGGAGCACUUCGUGACGGGCAUGGAGAACGGGCGGUACGCAUACGCGACGUGCCCGUUCGGGAAAUCCAUCGCGUGCAGCACCCCGGAGGCGGUCUCGUGGGACCCGGAGUGGGAGAAGUCCGUCGGGGACAUCUCCGGACGCGCGGUGAAGAACGUCCACGUCGCCGCGGACGCUUUCAACGUCGCCGCGGAUGGCGGCGGCGGCGCGGCGAAAGCUGAAAAAAGCGCCGCGGGUAAGAGCGCCGCAAGCAAGGCGUCCGCGGCGAAGGCGGUCGUCGGCGUGAGCGCGGCCGCGGCGAGGAGCGGCGCGUCCGUGAGGGUGAGGGCCGCGGCGAUCGGCGCGGGGAGAACGCGGGCGGUGGGCGGCGGGCGGAGGAGCGACGCCGUCUUGCGGAGAGGGAGGGCUUUCGUCGGGCUUCGCGCCGUUGGCGCGUUCGUCGCGUGA
Micromonas pusilla CCMP1545 is the source of this 2019-nucleotide messenger RNA. It is a transcript of the gene ASN2, whose product is annotated as asparagine synthase. NCBI's taxonomy places the organism in Eukaryota, Viridiplantae, Chlorophyta, Mamiellophyceae, Mamiellales, Mamiellaceae. Gene Ontology annotation, molecular function: asparagine synthase (glutamine-hydrolyzing) activity. Gene Ontology annotation, cellular component: cytosol. The coding region runs from base 1 to 2019 and encodes 672 amino acids. The record is from RefSeq and is a predicted model, not a curated record. The transcript has a single exon.